AUGCGUCAACCCACCGGAUUCAUCGACAAUGUUCAUCCGAACUACGUCUGUAAACUCAACAAAUCCCUCUACGGCCUUAAACAAGCGCCUCGUCAAUGGUUUCACAAACUCACAUCCCUCCUUCAACAAUUCGGUUUCAGGUUUAGCCGUUCCGACCCAUCAUUACUUAUUUUUAAUCAAGAUAAUGUGCAUUUAUACUUUCUCAUUUAUGUCGACGAUAUACUUCUUACAGGGAAUAAUCAAACGGUCAUCGCAUCGCUUCUACAAUUUCUCCAAGCUCACUUCGAACUCAAACAGCUCGGGGACGUAUCUUUAUUCCUUGGCAUUAAAAUUCUUAAAACAGAUUCAGGUUAUUUUCUUAAUCAAAGCCAUUAUGACUCAAAAAUUUUACAGGAUGCGAGACUCGCCGACUGCAACGUGGCUCCAACUCCAAUCACGCCGAAACGGUCCUCCGCCGACACCGAUGAUACACCGUUCGCCGAUCCGCACCUAUAUCGGAAAAUUGCAGGCUCUCUUCAAUACCUCUCAAUCACACGUCCUGACAUCGCAUUUGCCGCAAACAACAUUUGUCAACACAUGCACACUCCAACGGUUACUCACUAUCAAGAGUUGAAACGUCUGUUGCGAUACAUCAAAGGCUCCCUGCACUACGGUCUUCCGAUUUCCCCCGGGAAUUUGAUCCUCAGAACAUAUGCGGAUGCUGAUUGGGCGUCCGACUGCUCCGACAGGAAGUCGGUCUCUGGUUUCUGCACUUAUCUCGGCAACUCCCUCAUAUCUUGGUCAGUGAAGAAACAACCAACGGUCGCAAAGUCAUCAACCGAGGCCGAGUAUCGGUCACUAUCGGCGGCAGCGUCAGACGUACUAUGGCUUCGUCGACUUGUAGAUGAACUUCGCCUCUCUCAGCCGAUCCCGACCAAAAUCUUCUGCGACAACACUUCGGCAAUAGCUCUGGCCAACAACCCCAUCUUCCAUGCUCGAACGAAGCACAUUGAGAUUGAUUUUCACUUCCUUCGCCAACAUAUCGACGCCGGCAGCAUCUGCAUCGAACACAUUAGCUCAGUCGACCAAAUUGCAGACGCUCUCACCAAACCUCUUGCCACCGCAAGGUUUGAAAUGCUGAGAGACAAAUUAAACAUUCGAACUUUAGAACGUUUAAUUUGA
Molecule: messenger RNA, 1161 nt
Organism: Dendrobium catenatum
Lineage: Eukaryota; Viridiplantae; Streptophyta; Magnoliopsida; Asparagales; Orchidaceae
Exons: 1
Coding region: 1-1161 (386 amino acids)
Source: RefSeq, a predicted model, not a curated record